AUGAUGUUAACACCGUCCCCGGUCGUCUCCUCUGUCAAUGCCUCCCCGAGAAGCAGCUUUCCCAACAUUGGAAGCCACUAUGUUCCCGCCUCCUCGCCCAGACAGUCUUCUCCCCGGGUCCAGGCUGUUGCCAAGUCUCGCCGACAAUCGCAUUCACCAUUGUCAUCCGCCGUCGCUUCUGCUGCUGCCCCAAUAGCUGGGCCCUCGACCUCAACCACGACCACUACCGCUACCACUACCAUCUCGACGACAAUAGCGUCCGCGAUCCCCCCCUCGAAACACUAUGUAGCCGUCGACGCUGCAACCCAGUAUUCACCUAUGGAACGUAUCAAUUAUGCUACAGGGGAACCAUUAUCUCAUACCAAACCCGAAGGAGCCCAACCACACCAAACCCCGCCGACCACGCAGUCACGAGCCAUGGCUGCUCCCGGCGACCACUACGCUGCCCAAGCGGCACCAGCAGCGGCGGUGACACCGGACCCGACCAAGAAGCCCGUCCCGCCGGCCGUUGCGAAGCAGCAGCACCAGCAUACCGAGGCCGUAGCCGCCUCACCCUCAAAACGGCGAAACUCCCAGGGGCCAGGGAGCAGAGGCGCAUCGCCAUCACGAGAUGCGGGACAAAACCCCUCACCCUCUAGCAAGCGCGCAAGGCCAGAACAGUUGCCGUCGAAAGAACUGCCACGAAAAUAUGAAUUUUGCCUCACCGAAGAUAUGGUUGUUUUGAUAGCGCAUAUGCUUGGAGAGCUUAUUGAAACCAACGAUGUGCUUGCUCUGAAGUCAGGCAAUCUUACACGAUUUCACUCACGUACGGCGCCUGGCAUCUCAGUUUUGGAUUACCUUCACCGCCUAGCGAGACAUGCUACUCUCAGCCCACCACUUCUACUCUCCAUGGUUUAUUAUAUCGACCGACUAUGUGCCUGCUACCCCGAAUUCACCAUCAACACGCUGACCGUGCAUCGGUUCCUCAUCACGGCUGCCACGGUAGCAGCAAAGGGCCUCUCAGACGCCUUCUGGAACAACUCGACCUACGCUAAAGUCGGGGGAAUAAAAGUCAACGAGCUUAAACUGCUCGAGCUCGAGUUCCUGUACAGGGUGGACUGGAAAAUUGUCCCCAACCCAGACAUACUUGUGUCGUACUACAAGGGACUUGUGGAGCGGUGUCCAGGAUACGUGCUUGAACGAGAAGAGAUUCCACUCGAAGACGACGGCGAAGACGACGGCGAAGACGAGGGAGAGGACGAUGACAGCGAUGUGCUCGACGACGAGGACGAUGACGACGAGGAUGGUGAUAAUGAUGGGGGCCACGACGAGGAGACAAGGAGCCAGUGCGUGCAAUCACCACGAUUCAAACAAUCGGAAGAAGGGCGUUCACCUUUGAGAUAUCGCUAG
Molecule: messenger RNA, 1389 nt
Organism: Podospora anserina S mat+
Lineage: Eukaryota; Fungi; Ascomycota; Sordariomycetes; Sordariales; Podosporaceae
Exons: 2
Coding region: 1-1389 (462 amino acids)
Biological process (GO): regulation of cyclin-dependent protein serine/threonine kinase activity
Cellular component (GO): nucleus; cyclin-dependent protein kinase holoenzyme complex
Molecular function (GO): protein kinase binding; cyclin-dependent protein serine/threonine kinase regulator activity
Source: RefSeq, a predicted model, not a curated record